Messenger RNA from Rhincodon typus (whale shark), 1691 nucleotides. RefSeq names its product THUMP domain containing 1 (gene thumpd1). The transcript has 5 exons. Gene Ontology annotation, molecular function: RNA binding. NCBI's taxonomy places the organism in Eukaryota, Metazoa, Chordata, Chondrichthyes, Orectolobiformes, Rhincodontidae. Gene Ontology annotation, biological process: tRNA modification. The record is from RefSeq and is a predicted model, not a curated record. The coding region runs from base 172 to 1137 and encodes 321 amino acids.
UUUGGAAAAUUCUGGACAUCUCAGAAAAUAUCAACCUGAACGAUUGGCAAAUUGUAAUGAUUUCCUUUAGCACUAGGACCCAGCAGCAGGCUCUACAUUGCCGUGUCGCAGCUUAAUGAUGUUGAAAGGAGGAGUCCUUUAGAAUUAGUGGGGAUUUGGACCGGAACUCCAAUGGCAACAGAGCCUAGGGCGAAGAAAAGAAACAAGAGCGCGUUCGUGAGCCAUGCGGCCAAGAAACACCGCGGGAGCAGGGAGCUGGAGGUGGGGAUGCAAGGACUGCUCAUCACUUGCAAUAUGAAUGAGAAGAAAUGCACGGCCGAAGCGUACAGCCUUCUGAACGAAUAUGCGGACCAACUGUAUGGCCCAGAGAAGUUUGUAGAGGAACCAAAUAGUGAGGAUGAGGAGGAUGAUGAUGAUGAUGAUGCAGAAGCUGCUUUGGAGAAGGAAGUAAAGCAGAUCCGCACAUCAACACAAAAACAUCUCAGGCGAUUCCAGGCUUUGGACAGUGGAGCCAACAAUGUGGUCUUCAUCAGAACUCUUAACAUUGAACCUGACAAAUUAGUACACUACAUUUUGAAGGAUCUGUACGUAACCAAGAAGAAGAAGACUCGAGCUAUACUGCGAAUGUUGCCAGUGUCAGGGUCAUGCAAGGCUUUCAUGGAGGAGAUCCCAAAGUAUUUUGAGACUUUCCUGGAACCCUGGUUCAAAGCUCCAAAAAAGGCUACUUUCCAGAUCGUUUAUAAAGCUAGGAACAAUAGUCAUAUGAGCAGAGAUGAUGUCAUCAGGGCUCUGGCAGGGGUAGUAAUAAAUUUGAAUCCUGAAAACAAAGUGGACCUUAACAACGCCGAAUAUACCAUCAUUGUGGAAAUAAUCAAAGGUGUCUGUUGUGUGAGCGUCGUCCAGGACUAUAUACUUUUUCGCAAAUAUAAUUUGCAAGAAGUGGCAAAAAAUGACAUUGAAGGAAAAUUGAAGAAAAACAUCUGUGCUCUUCCCUCUGAGAAUGAUAGUCGCCAAGAGUCAAAGGAGCCAUCAGAUGCAAGGGAACUUAAGAUGAAAGAUGGGCAAGAUGAGCAGGAACUGGAACAAUCCGCUGGAAAUGGUAAAGGAAGUCUUCAGGAGCAGAAAAGUGGUGAAUAGAGUCUUGAGAAAGAUGAUUUGAUUCACAACGUUGAAAAACCUGUCUUGGUCAAUGUCCAUUGGGAUGUGACCUUUACACAGACUGGUUCUUAUUUUGUUUUUGUAUACAAAAUCUUUUUCUAACCAAUGAGCAAGUUGCAUCUCUGUGUAUUUUAGGAGGAGGAUGUCCCUCCUGCUCACUCCAGAAGGUUAUAUUUCACAAACGGUGUAUGUGCAGGAUGAAAAGAGUGCUAUACAGUAAGAUUCUUUUGGCCUGAUUGUUACUGACAACUUUUUUUUUAGAAACAAAAUACAUUUGGCCAUCUUUUAAGGGAAGUUGAAAUGUUGCAAUUUGAUUUUACCUCUCAGAAACUCUUGACUUAUUUUAUCAGCUAAUGCACUAUUUGGAAUGAAUUGGGACUUGAAAUAUUUCCUGUAAUGAUUAUAGUUGUCAUGUUCGGUUUAACCUGCAUAUGGAAGAGUGUUAUGAAAUGAUGCUAUGGAUCUGAAAAUUGUGCUUCUUGAGCCUGUAAUUUUGAUCUUUGAAAGAAAAAUUAAUGAUGGUCAGUGAACAA